AUGACUCCUCGGCUCCCUGCCGACCUUCAGCUUCAACGGGCCCUCCACCUCCAGUGCCUCAAUCUUCUAUGCCAGGACAAACGCUUCGCGGGCCCGAGCGUCUGCAGGUUCGAUUCUGGUCUUACCGGACUCGGAAGGGCGGAAGUGUAUCACAACAAGGUCGACCCCCGCUUCGCUCGGUGCCAAACGCGUGGUCAACCUUCGAUUUUCCUCAAGGCUGCCUCGACUACUAAGCCCAACUUAUCUGCCCACUGGUUCGUGCCAAAAUUGGACUCAGGAGUCCACUCCCCACCCACUUUCUGGGGUCACCCGUCUGCCCCCCUCCACUUUUUGACCCAAUCCCUGCCAAUCCCCUACACCUACAAGCUCGGUAGUAGGGGCAUCGACGUCUCCCUGGAUGAGGUCAGGUUCAAUCAGCUGAGUAUGUCGAGUCCCGACGCUCCGAGUGGCUUGCCACAAGGCCCCUUGCCAAUCUUUAUUGAACCCCCAACGUACUUCACAUCACCGCCGCUCCAACAAGUUGAAGCCUGA
Coprinopsis cinerea okayama7#130 is the source of this 531-nucleotide messenger RNA. RefSeq lists its product as hypothetical. NCBI's taxonomy places the organism in Eukaryota, Fungi, Basidiomycota, Agaricomycetes, Agaricales, Psathyrellaceae. The coding region runs from base 1 to 531 and encodes 176 amino acids. The transcript is spliced from 5 exons. The record is from RefSeq and is a predicted model, not a curated record.